AUGAAGAAGAUGAGCAACAUUUAUGAGUCAGCUGCCAACACGCUGGGAAUCUUUAACAGCCCCUGCCUGACCAAAGUCGAACUGCGUGUGGCGUGCAAAGGGAUUUCUGACAGAGAUGCUCUGUCCAAGCCGGACCCCUGUGUCAUCCUCAAGAUGCAGUCUCACGGGCAGUGGUUUGAGGUGGACAGGACGGAGGUGAUCCGUACCUGCAUAAACCCGGUGUACUCCAAACUGUUUACGGUGGACUUUUACUUUGAAGAGGUUCAGCGUCUCCGGUUUGAAGUCCAUGACAUCAGCAGCAACCACAAUGGGCUGAAGGAGGCUGACUUCCUGGGUGGCAUGGAGUGCACGCUUGGCCAGAUUGUGUCCCAGAGAAAGCUUUCCAAGUCCUUGCUGAAGCAUGGGAACACGGCGGGGAAGUCCUCCAUCACGGUGAUUGCCGAAGAGUUAUCAGGCAAUGACGACUACGUGGAGCUUGCUUUCAAUGCACGGAAAUUGGAUGAUAAGGAUUUCUUCAGUAAAUCCGACCCAUUUCUGGAAAUUUUCAGAAUGAAUGAUGACGCAACUCAGCAGCUUGUGCACCGGACGGAGGUUGUGAUGAACAACUUAAGCCCAGCCUGGAAGUCAUUCAAAGUAUCGGUGAAUUCUCUGUGUAGUGGAGAUCCUGACCGCCGGCUGAAGUGCAUAGUGUGGGAUUGGGACUCCAAUGGCAAGCAUGACUUUAUCGGAGAAUUCACCUCCACUUUCAAGGAGAUGAGAGGAGCCAUGGAAGGGAAACAGGUACAAUGGGAAUGCAUCAACCCCAAGUACAAGGCCAAGAAGAAGAAUUACAAGAACUCAGGCAUGGUGAUUCUGAAUCAGUGUAAGAUCCACAAGAUGCAUUCCUUCUUGGACUAUAUCAUGGGUGGCUGCCAAAUCCAGUUUACAGUAGCUAUAGAUUUCACAGCCUCUAACGGAGACCCCAGAAACAGCUGUUCCCUGCACUAUAUCCACCCAUACCAGCCCAAUGAGUACCUGAAGGCCUUGGUGGCUGUGGGAGAGAUUUGCCAAGAUUACGACAGUGACAAAAUGUUCCCGGCUUUUGGGUUUGGUGCCAGGAUACCCCCUGAGUACACGGUCUCUCAUGACUUUGCAAUCAACUUUAAUGAAGAUAACCCAGAGUGUGCAGGAAUUCAAGGAGUUGUGGAAGCCUACCAGAGUUGUCUUCCCAAACUCCAGCUUUACGGCCCCACCAACAUUGCUCCCAUCAUUCAGAAGGUUGCCAAGUCAGCUUCAGAGGAGACCAACACCAAGGAGGCAUCGCAAUACUUCAUCCUGCUGAUCCUGACAGAUGGUGUCAUCACCGACAUGGCCGACACCCGGGAGGCCAUCGUCCAUGCCUCGCACCUGCCCAUGUCAGUCAUCAUCGUGGGAGUGGGGAACGCUGACUUCAGUGACAUGCAGAUGCUGGACGGUGACGACGGAAUUCUCAGGUCACCUAAGGGAGAGCCCGUCCUUCGAGACAUCGUCCAGUUUGUGCCCUUCCGGAACUUCAAACACGCGUCGCCAGCUGCCCUCGCAAAGAGUGUGUUGGCCGAAGUCCCAAAUCAAGUCGUGGACUAUUACAACGGUAAAGGGAUUAAACCAAAGUGUUCAUCGGAAGUGUACGAGUCUUCCCGGACACUGGCACCAUGA
This is a messenger RNA of Arvicola amphibius (Eurasian water vole), 1674 nucleotides long. It is a transcript of the gene Cpne4, whose product is annotated as copine 4. Gene Ontology annotation, biological process: cellular response to calcium ion. Gene Ontology annotation, molecular function: calcium-dependent phospholipid binding. Lineage: Eukaryota; Metazoa; Chordata; Mammalia; Rodentia; Cricetidae. The record is from RefSeq and is a predicted model, not a curated record. The coding region runs from base 1 to 1674 and encodes 557 amino acids. The transcript is spliced from 15 exons. Gene Ontology annotation, cellular component: plasma membrane.